UUUCAUCAAUGCGCAGGUGCCACGGGAAUCGCUCUUUGCUCUGUGCAUGUAACUGGAAACCGUCAGUGUUCCACAGUCAUCAGGAAUGAAGGUGGUGGUGUUUGCAGUGACUUUUCUCAGCACCUGCUUUUCAGUUAUGGUCUGUACCACUCAGCUAGAAAAACUUUGAGUGGAGUGAAAACAUCGGUCACGAGUGACUGGCUGGACAACGUCACUCAUGUACCGCUGUUCAACACUGAUGGCGAAGCGAAGACAUUCUUGGGGACCCUCGAUGCAGUAUUCAUGAUUGCCUAUGCGAGCGGACUAUUUUUCUGGGGUUGGUUAGGAGAUCGUCUGAACCCGAAGCAUGUCAUUGUAACGGGAAUGAUCGGAUCAGCUGUCAUGGUUUGA
This is a messenger RNA of Ostertagia ostertagi, 390 nucleotides long. The record is from the annotation of a GenBank genome assembly. Lineage: Eukaryota; Metazoa; Nematoda; Chromadorea; Rhabditida; Trichostrongylidae.